Alternaria alternata is the source of this 815-nucleotide messenger RNA. RefSeq names its product maintenance of ploidy protein mob1. Gene Ontology annotation, biological process: positive regulation of protein phosphorylation; signal transduction; cell division. Bases 96 to 752 code for a protein of 218 amino acids. The transcript has 5 exons. NCBI's taxonomy places the organism in Eukaryota, Fungi, Ascomycota, Dothideomycetes, Pleosporales, Pleosporaceae. Gene Ontology annotation, cellular component: cytoplasm; nucleus. The record is from RefSeq and is a predicted model, not a curated record. Gene Ontology annotation, molecular function: protein kinase activator activity.
UGUAUCGAGGCCUGUGCUCCUUGUGCGCUACAGCCGAUAGCACGCACGCGGCACCGUCGAGACAUUUAGCACUAUAGCACGGUUCGGGAGUCGACAUGUCGGGCUUCAUAAGUACCAUCAACCCGCGAACUCGCGCACCGUUCAAACCGUCAAAGAACCGAGGCACCAGCAGCUGGCAGUUGAAGCAGUAUGCUGAGGCUACACUUGGUAGCGGCAGUUUGAGGAAGGCCGUCAAGCUGCCUGAGGGCGAGGACAAGGAUGAGUGGCUAGCCGUCAAUGUUGUCGAUUUCUACAACCAGAUCAACUUGCUCUAUGGAUCUAUCACUGAGUUCUGCUCCCCGCAAAGCUGUCCUGAAAUGAAGGCAACCGACGAAUUCGAGUACCUCUGGCAAGACUCCGAGAAUUACAAAAAGCCUACCAAGAUGCCCGCACCCGAAUAUAUCGAACACCUCAUGGCAUGGAUACAGUCCAACGUCGACAACGAGUCUAUGUUUCCCUCACGCAUCGGCGUACCCUUCCCCAAGACUUUCCCUGCUCUCAUCCGGAACAUGUUCAAGCGUCUAUACCGUGUCUAUGCGCAUAUUUACUGCCACCAUUACCCUGUCAUCAUUGAGUUGGGUCUGGAACCACAUCUCAACACCAGCUUCAAGCACUAUGUGCUAUUUAUUGACGAACAUGGUCUGGCCAGUGGAAGCAAGGACUUCUGGGGUCCGUUGGGUGAUCUGGUCGAGAGCAUGCUGAGAAGUGAUUGAACGUCUCCAAUUGCCUCGACAAAAGUGGCAGAAAGGGACUGGAGAUGAGACAAGGCUAUCAUG